GUUAAUGUUUCUGCUUCCUUUUCUAUUGAGGCUUCGAGCAAGAGGGAGGCCAAUUUAGGCUUUGCUCGUUAAUGCUAGGUUUAUCCAGCGCCAUCCUGUGUGAAGGCAUUAAGUAAUCUCUACAAACAUGACAGAGCAGAUGACACUGAGGGGGACCCUGAAGGGUCAUAAUGGCUGGGUCACUCAAAUCGCUACAACUCCUCAGUUUCCAGACAUGAUUUUAUCCGCCUCCAGAGACAAAACUAUAAUCAUGUGGAAGCUAACGCGUGAUGAGACCAACUAUGGCAUCCCUCAACGUGCACUGCGUGGUCACUCCCACUUUGUAAGUGAUGUCGUUAUCUCCUCUGAUGGACAGUUUGCACUCUCUGGAUCUUGGGAUGGAACCUUGAGAUUGUGGGAUUUGACAACAGGCACAACUACCAGACGCUUCGUUGGCCACACCAAGGAUGUACUUAGUGUUGCCUUUUCUGCUGAUAAUCGACAGAUUGUAUCCGGCUCCCGUGACAAGACCAUAAAGCUAUGGAAUACUCUGGGAGUCUGCAAGUACACUAUCCAGGAUGAAGGCCAUACUGAAUGGGUUUCUUGCGUCCGCUUCUCUCCAAACAGCAGCAAUCCUAUCAUUGUGUCAUGUGGUUGGGACAAGUUAGUUAAGGUGUUGAACCUGGCAAAAUUCCAAGCCUUUAUAAACCUGGAGAACACUUCUGCAUAUGCAGAACUGUUCAUACCAACCCUCUACAAGCAUGUUAAUAGCUGCAUAGCGGCAGCUGUACCCACUAGGAAGACGUAUAGAACUAACUCGAACAAGCCACCCUGGUGGAAUCGCAUAAUCAGUCAGACGCACCUCUUACUUUUUGCCAUUAUUUUCUUCCUCCUGUUGGGUGGUAAGGAUGGCCAGGCAAUGUUGUGGGACCUAAAUGAGGGUAAACAUCUGUACACUUUGGAUGGUGGUGAUACCAUUAAUGCUUUGUGCUUCAGCCCCAACCGGUACUGGCUGUGUGCUGCCACAGGACCCAGCAUCAAGAUCUGGGAUCUGGAAGGCAAGAUCAUUGUUGAUGAGCUGAAACAGGAGGUUAUCAGUAACAGUAGCAAGGCUGAACCACCACAGUGCACGUCUUUGGCCUGGUCUGCUGAUGGACAGACCCUGUUUGCUGGAUACACGGAUAACCUGAUCAGAGUUUGGCAAGUUACCAUUGGAACACGAUAAAUCAGCAGACAAAAGUUCUGGACUGCUAUAAUAAUUAAAAUCAAUUUUUUUUGAGUUA
Protopterus annectens (West African lungfish) is the source of this 1262-nucleotide messenger RNA. RefSeq names its product receptor for activated C kinase 1 (gene RACK1). Gene Ontology annotation, biological process: rescue of stalled cytosolic ribosome; positive regulation of protein phosphorylation. The coding region runs from base 128 to 1204 and encodes 358 amino acids. The record is from RefSeq and is a predicted model, not a curated record. Lineage: Eukaryota; Metazoa; Chordata; Ceratodontiformes; Protopteridae. The transcript is spliced from 11 exons. Gene Ontology annotation, cellular component: nucleus; cytosol. Gene Ontology annotation, molecular function: ribosome binding; translation regulator activity; protein kinase C binding.